GAAGCAUCUGAACAAGCAGAAGGCAAGGAGGAACACUUUUGUUGAAAAUAUAUUGCACUCUUCAGGAUGGACUUCUGUCCUGCUGAGUCAACUGACUUGAGUGAGGCUGAAGAGGCUGAAAUAGAGACAAUCAGGCAGCACAGACAGGAACUUUUGGAGGACAUUAAGAAGCUGAAGGAAGAGAUUGCUGAAGUGUUUGCAGAGAUUGAGUGCUUCCAAAAUGCAGAGGAGAGGCAAGAGGCAGACAAUAAUUCUGGGGAGCAGACCAGCAAACUAUCACAGAGGGAUAAACUUCUCUCCCUGGGCCGGAAGAAAUUCAACAUGGACCCUGCAAAGGGGAUCCAGUACCUGAUUGAGCACCAGGUAUUGUCCUCAGACCUGCAGGAGAUCGCCAAAUUCCUCCACAAGGGUGAAGGCCUGAACAAGACAGCCAUUGGGGACUACCUGGGUGGGAGGGACCCCAUAAACAUUCAGAUCCUUCAAGCCUUUGUGGAAUGUCACCAGUUUGCCAACCUCAACCUGGUACAGGCACUGAGACAGUUCCUGUGGAGCUUCCGGCUGCCUGGGGAAGCACAGAAGAUUGAUCGGAUGAUGGAGGCCUUUGCCAACUGGUACUGCAAGUGUAACCCAGGAGUAUUCCAGUCCACAGACACCUGUUAUAUACUCUCCUUCUCUAUCAUCAUGCUUAACACCAGCCUGCACAAUCCCAACGUGAAAGACAAACCUCACUUUGAAAGGUUUGUAUCCAUCAAUAAAGGCAUUGACAAUGGAGGGGACCUGCCAGAAGAGCUCUUAAAGNNUUUGUUUGAGAGCAUCAAGAACGAGCCAUUCUCCAUACCAGAGGAUGACGGCAACGAUCUCACACAUACUUUCUUCAACCCUAACCGUGAGGGCUGGCUCUUGAAACUAGGAGGACGUGUGAAAACCUGGAAACGUCGUUGGUUCAUUCUGACCGAUAACUGCCUCUACUACUUUGAAUAUACCACGGACAAAGAGCCUCUGGGCAUUAUCCCCCUGGAGAACCUAUCAGUCCGGAAGGUGGACGAUCCCAAAAAGCCAAACUGCUUUGAGCUCUUCAAUCCCAACUGCAAAGGGCAGAAGAUCAAAGCCUGCAAAACAGAUGGGGAUGGGAAGGUGGUUGAAGGCAAGCAUCAGUCCUACAAGAUCUCAGCAGCCACACCAGCAGAACGUGAUGAGUGGAUUGAGGCAAUACGGACCAGCAUCACACAGGAUCCUUUCUAUGAUCUAGUCUCUGCCCGUAAGAAAAAGAUUGCCAGCAAAAACUGAGCCCUGACCUGGUCACUGGCAGCAGGAAGAUGUAGUUGUUGGACAGCUUCCCUCCCAUGCUGGGCUCUUCCAGUGAAGAAAUUUGGGAGUAUUGGUUCCCUCUGCCUCCCACUUGGCAGGAAGAUGACUGACAGGACAGCUUGCCAGAUUAGCUUCUUCCCUUUCCAAACUGAAGGCAGAGGCGCAGGGUGCAAUCCACUGAGGACUGUCAGAACCGUGGGCAUGGCGUUUCCCAUGUCUGAACGUAAAGGCUCAACAGCAACUGGCCUUUGGGUUCUCCCACAUAGGCCCAGGCAUGUAGGACAGGAUCUGACGGCAGACAAGAAUGUCUCCAGAAUGUCUCCAGCCCCUCCUGCCAUCAAACCAGGCCUGGGUGUUUUUCU
This is a messenger RNA of Charadrius vociferus (killdeer), 1670 nucleotides long. It is a transcript of the gene CYTH4, whose product is annotated as cytohesin 4. Gene Ontology annotation, biological process: regulation of ARF protein signal transduction. The record is from RefSeq and is a predicted model, not a curated record. Bases 67 to 1287 code for a protein of 406 amino acids. Gene Ontology annotation, molecular function: guanyl-nucleotide exchange factor activity. Lineage: Eukaryota; Metazoa; Chordata; Aves; Charadriiformes; Charadriidae. The transcript has 13 exons.